CAAGUGAGGUAACUUGAUCCCGGUGUGUGAACACUCGCCCGGAAAGUCUCUGACAGCAAGCCACAACAGCCCAGCGUCUGAUCCACUGCAGAUCUCGCCACUCUCUGGGGACAUGUGUUAUAUUAACGAAUGGCCAAAAAGGUUUCUGAAGGUGUUUUUUCAGCAGUACACUCCCCGGCAGGUGGAGAAAUGCAUAGACAACGAGGCAGAAAAGGAUUACCUGUACGAUGUGCUGCGCAUGUAUUACCAGUCCAUGAACCUCCCUGUCUUUGUGGGUGAUCUGAAACUUGUUAUCAGUGACCCGUCCCGACUGCCCCUUUUUGAUGCUAUUCGCCCCCUCAUUCCUCUAAAGCAUCAGGUGGAAUAUGAUCAGCUCACCCCAAAACGCUCAAGAAAGCUGAGGGAAGUGAAGUUGGAUCGCUCCCAUCCUGAUGGGCUCGGACUCAGCGUCAGAGGUGGUCUGGAGUUUAACUGUGGUCUCUACAUCUCCCACAUUAUGAAAGAAGGACAAGCGGACAGCGCCGGUCUCCAGAUUGGAGACGAGGUGGUUCGGAUAAACGGAUACUCCAUCAGUUCGUGCACUCACGAGGAAGUCAUCAAUCUCAUUCGCACAAAGAAGAUCGUGUCCAUUAAAGUCAGGCAUGUCGGGAUGAUUCCUGCGAAAAGCUCGGCAGAGGAACCCCUAAAGUGGCAGUACGCGGACCAGUAUGUUGCUGAGACGGAGGAUGGUAAAAGCAGUGUUGCAGGGCUGGCAUCCACCGGUGGAAGAGACCUCAAGGAGAAGAAAGUUUUCAUUAGCUUAGUAGGCACCACAGGCAUGGGAUGCAGUAUUUCCAGCGGCCCUGCCCAAAAACCUGGAAUAUUUGUCAGUAAUGUUAAACCUCGCUCCCUGUCUGCAGAAGUUGGCUUAGAGGUCGGUGACCAGAUCGUGGAGGUAAAUGGCGUGGAUUUCUCCAGCAUUGACCACAAGGAGGCAGUGCGAGUGUUAAAAAGUAGCCGGACCCUGACGCUAUCUAUUCUUGCUGGAUUGGGUCGGGAGCUGUUUAUGACAGAAGACGAGAAGAUCAUGGUACAGCGACGCCAUGAGCUGGAUCGGCAGGAGCUGCUCCGACAGAAGAAACUCGCUAUGGAGACCAACAAGAUACUGAAAGAGCAGCAGGAGAAAGAGAAAGUGAGAAAGAUUGAGAUCUCCAAGAAAAUGGUGGAGGAAGAGGAACGAUAUCACAUAGAAAUGGAGAAGAUCUCUGCUCAAGAGGAAAAAAUAAAGAAAGAUUGGGAAGAAGAUUGGGGACGCAAGGAGCAGCCAAAGAGUCCGAAGUCUGCACCCCCGCAAACCAGUCGCAGCCCCCCAGCAAAGAACAAGACAUUUGGCUGGUUCUACCGAUAUGAAGGGAAGUUCCCCACCCUUAGAAAGAAGGGAAAAGAACGGAAGAAAUCGAAGGCCGAGCGGCUGUUUGAGCAGAAGAAGAGCAAGAAGGAAGUGGAGUUUGAGCAGAAAUUGGCCAAGGAGAAAGAAGAGAUGUUUGAGAAGGAGAAACAGCUAAAGAUCAACCGUCUGGUUCAGGAGGUCUCUGAGACGGAGCGAGAAGAUCUGGAGGAGUCGGAGAAAGUUCAGCACUGGGUGGAGAGACUCUGCCAGACCCGGCUGGAGCAGAUCUCCUCCUCUGAGAACGACAGUCACGAGGGAGCAGGAGGGCGCCCACCUGCUGUGGCUUCUCCUCCGGCAGCUGUGCCCGCUGCUGCCGCUGUGCGGAGGUUUGUUGGUGGCCUCCAGCUUCACACCACCGAUUUGGACGACGUUCAUUUAGAAGACCCUGGUCGUCCUGUUAAAAGGUUGGCACCCCCUCCUCCUUCACCGCGUAUGUUAUCUGCAUCUGGCAGCGCCCACCAGGCUCCUUCUCCCAACAUCACGUUGAUGAGGAGAAGCGCGCCACCAGCCUCGACAAGGACUUCUCCCAUACAGCCAACGUGGAUGCACUUGCCUUCUCCUCCACUCUCAACUCCACCCCCUGCACCUCAACACCCUACAGGGUCUCCGCGGCCACCACUACCCUUCUCUGAGGAGUUAAAAAGCUACAGAGGAAGGUCAACGAUGAGGUCUUCCAACCCAGAACCAGCCUACCCUCCAAGCCCAAAGGUUGUCAGGAACACGUCAAAUCUCAGUAAGAUCUCAUCGACGUCCAGCAAUCCGCUGCAGUUUGCACCGAGUCCACCCACUCAGCGCCGCCCGACUGUGCCCAUCCCUUCCAAGCCCGUCAUGCUGCCUCUGGACUCCAACUUUAUCCUGAGACCAGCAGUGAAACCGGAUCCUCUGCCGCCGGAGAUGCUGAAGCGGAUGGUGGUGUACAAUUCCUCCUUCAGAUCUAACAAGAGACAAGGUUUCCAGAAAUAUGUGGAAGACUUUGACCCAUACACGAUGUUUGCACCUCAGCAGAUUGCAGGGAAGGAUGUACGACAACUAAGAAUAAAAAAGGAGGGAUCUCUGGAUCUUGUGGUAGAAGGGGGCAUAGAAUCCCCCAUUGGGAAAAUCGUGAUCUCUGCUAUAUACGACGGUGGAGCCGCUGACAAUCACGGCGGGAUUGUGAGAGGGGACGAGAUUUUGGCUGUGAAUGGGAAGAUUCUAACUGAUGUGACGUUAUCUGAAGCGCAAUCGACGCUGGCGAAAGCCUGGAAUUCAGGAGGGGACUGGAUAGAUCUGGUCAUAGCAGUCUCACCACCAAAGGAAUAUGAUGAUGAGGUCGCUCCUUCAGACAGUGAGCUGUUUGGGAACAGUGAUUCUGUAUAUAGACCUGGCUUUCUGCUGCAGCUGCAAUAACUGCGAG
Messenger RNA from Pseudophryne corroboree (corroboree frog), 2822 nucleotides. It is a transcript of the gene USH1C, whose product is annotated as USH1 protein network component harmonin. The transcript has 27 exons. The record is from RefSeq and is a predicted model, not a curated record. NCBI's taxonomy places the organism in Eukaryota, Metazoa, Chordata, Amphibia, Anura, Myobatrachidae. Gene Ontology annotation, cellular component: cilium; stereocilia ankle link complex; plasma membrane. Gene Ontology annotation, molecular function: protein binding. Gene Ontology annotation, biological process: inner ear auditory receptor cell differentiation; inner ear morphogenesis; inner ear receptor cell stereocilium organization. The coding region runs from base 113 to 2815 and encodes 900 amino acids.